AUGAAAAAAAAAAACGAGAACGGUAUUUGAUUAGGUCUAAACGUAGCAAUGACAGUGGCAGCAGGGAUCGGUUACGCCUUGCUAGCCCUAGGCCCCUCUCUCUCUCUCUUCGUUGCCGUCAUCUCCAAAAAACCCUUUUUGAUUCUCACCGUUCUCUCCAGUACAUUGGUAUGGCUGAUAAGUCUGAUUGUUCUAUCGGGAUUGUGGAGAGCUUUUCUUCCACUCCAAACAACGGCAUGGUGGCCAUAUGGGAUUCUUAUACUAACUUCUGUUGGUUUCCAAGAGGGGCUUCGCAUUGUCUUCUGGAGAAUUUACAAGCGACUGGAAGAGAUAUUGGAUGCUUUUGCUGAUAAAGUCUCAAAGCCGCGCCUCUUUUGGACAGAUAAGAUGCAAAUUGCUCUUGCUGGUGGUUUGGGUCAUGGUGUGGCCCAUGCUGUGUUUUUUUGUCUCAGCCUCUUAACACCUGCAUUUGGCCCAGCGACAUUUUAUGUGGACAAGUGCUCACAAAUACCCUUUUUUCUUGUUUCCGCGAUUAUUGCUCUGGCAUUUGUUACAAUCCACACGUUCUCGAUGGUCAUUGCAUUCAAUGGUUAUGCAGAAGCGAACAAGGUCGACCAGUUCUUUGUUCCCAUAGUUCACCUAGGUGCUGGAAUGUUGACGCUGAUAAAUCUUGCAUCUGGGGGUUGCAUUAUCGGGAUUCCUCUCCUCUAUUUUACGGCAAUUCUAACCGUAAUGCAUUGCGGGAAGAUGGUUUGGAGGAGAUUAACAGUAAAUCAAAGCCAUCAGGGAAAUUCAUAGUUGAAGGUUGCCCCGUUGAAGCUAGUGUUGUUGUGUAGUUUCUUCCAUUUACUUUUUGAAGUGUGAAUUCAAAUUUACAAGAUAUGCUUCUAUAUUUUUUAAUGUAAAAGCCAGACUGAUUUUUUCCUUCUUA
Messenger RNA from Cornus florida, 931 nucleotides. Its product is annotated as gamma-secretase subunit APH1-like. Gene Ontology annotation, molecular function: protein-macromolecule adaptor activity. Lineage: Eukaryota; Viridiplantae; Streptophyta; Magnoliopsida; Cornales; Cornaceae. The record is from RefSeq and is a predicted model, not a curated record. The coding region runs from base 49 to 798 and encodes 249 amino acids. Gene Ontology annotation, cellular component: gamma-secretase complex; membrane; endoplasmic reticulum. The transcript is spliced from 6 exons. Gene Ontology annotation, biological process: positive regulation of catalytic activity; protein processing.